Molecule: messenger RNA, 2835 nt
Organism: Herpailurus yagouaroundi (jaguarundi)
Lineage: Eukaryota; Metazoa; Chordata; Mammalia; Carnivora; Felidae
Gene: SLC27A4
Product: solute carrier family 27 member 4
Exons: 13
Coding region: 184-2115 (643 amino acids)
Biological process (GO): medium-chain fatty acid transport; long-chain fatty acid metabolic process; long-chain fatty acid import into cell
Cellular component (GO): plasma membrane; endoplasmic reticulum membrane
Molecular function (GO): oleoyl-CoA ligase activity; long-chain fatty acid transmembrane transporter activity
Source: RefSeq, a predicted model, not a curated record
CGGGCGGCAGGCGGGGCUGGCCGGGCGGCCGGGCCAUGCAGGGCGCAGAGCCGGCAAAGCUCUGCUGAGACUCGGCUCUGCGCGCCCAGGGGCGGCUGAUGCCCCCAGCGUUCCCCACUCCGCUGCCGCAGCCAGGCCGCAUCUGGACGGGGCACCGCGCGGCGGGGCCGACGCUGGGCCGCAAUGCUGCUCGGGGCGUCUCUGGUGGGGGUGUUGCUGUUCUCCAAGCUGGUGCUGAAAUUGCCUUGGACUCAAGUGGGGUUCUCCCUGCUGUUCCUCUACCUGGGAUCUGGAGGCUGGCGCUUUGUCCGAAUCUUCAUCAAGACCAUAAGGCGUGAUGUCUUCGGCGGCAUAGUGCUCCUGAAGGUGAAGGCAAAGGUCCGGCGGUACCUGCAGGAGCGGCGGACAGUGCCCAUUUUGUUUGCCUCCACGGUCCGGCGCCACCCUGACAAAACAGCCUUGAUCUUUGAGGGCACAGACACACAUUGGACCUUCCGCCAGCUGGAUGACUACUCAAGCAGCGUGGCCAACUUCCUACAGGCUCAGGGCCUGGCCUCGGGCGACGUGGCUGCCCUCUUCAUGGAGAACUGCAAUGAGUUCGUGGGCCUAUGGCUGGGCAUGGCCAAGCUGGGUGUGGAGGCAGCACUCAUCAACACCAACCUGCGGCGGGACGCCCUGCGCCACUGCCUGACCACUUCCCAGGCCAAGGUCCUCAUCUUUGGCAGUGAGAUGGCUCCAGCCAUCUUUGAAAUCCAUGCCAGCCUGGACCCUUCGCUCAGCCUCUUCUGCUCCGGCCCCUGGGAGCCCGGCACGGUGCCCGUCGGCACAGAGCACCUGGACCCCCUGCUGGAAGAUGCCCCCAAGCACCUGCCCAGUAGCCCUGACAAGGGCUUCACAGAUAAGCUCUUCUACAUCUACACAUCAGGCACCACAGGGAUGCCCAAAGCCGCCAUUGUGGUGCACAGCAGGUAUUACCGCAUGGCUGCCCUGGUGUACUACGGAUUCCGAAUGCGGCCGGACGACGUUGUCUAUGACUGCCUGCCCCUCUACCACUCAGCAGGAAACAUUGUGGGAAUCGGGCAGUGCCUGCUCCAUGGCAUGACGGUGGUGAUCCGGAAGAAGUUCUCAGCCUCCCGGUUCUGGGACGAUUGUAUUAAGUACAACUGCACAAUUGUGCAGUACAUCGGCGAGUUGUGCCGGUACCUCCUGAACCAGCCGCCCCGGGAGGCGGAGCACCAGCACCAGGUGCGCAUGGCACUCGGCAACGGCCUCCGCCAGUCCAUCUGGACCGACUUUUCUAGCCGCUUCCACAUCCCCCAGGUGGCCGAGUUCUACGGGGCCACCGAGUGUAACUGCAGUGUGGGCAACUUCGACAGCCAGGUGGGGGCAUGUGGCUUCAACAGCCGCAUCCUGUCCUUUGUGUACCCCAUCCGGCUGGUGCGAGUCAACGAGGACACCAUGGAACUGAUCCGGGGGCCCAAUGGCCUCUGCCUUCCCUGCCAGCCAGGUGAGCCAGGCCAGCUAGUGGGCCGCAUCAUCCAGCAGGAUCCCCUGCGGCGCUUUGACGGCUACCUCAACCAGGGUGCCAACAAUAAGAAGAUUGCCAAGGACGUCUUCCAAAAGGGAGACCAGGCCUACCUCACCGGUGACGUGCUGGUGAUGGACGAGCUGGGCUAUCUGUACUUCCGAGACCGCACGGGAGACACGUUCCGCUGGAAAGGCGAGAAUGUGUCCACCACCGAGGUAGAGGGCACACUCAGCCGCCUGCUGGACAUGGCCGACGUGGCAGUGUAUGGUGUCGGGGUGCCAGGAACCGAGGGCCGGGCUGGAAUGGCUGCGGUGGCCAACCCUGCUGGCAGCUGUGACCUGGAGCAUUUUGCACAGCUGCUGGAGAAGGAGCUGCCCCUGUAUGCCCGCCCCAUCUUCCUGCGCUUCCUGCCUGAGCUGCACAAAACGGGGACCUUCAAGCUACAGAAGACAGAGCUGCGGAAGGAAGGCUUUGACCCAUCAGUUGUGAGAGACCCACUGUUCUACUUGGAUACCCGGAAGGGCCGCUACAUCCCGCUGGACCAAGAGGCCUACGCCCGCAUCCAGGCAGGCGAGGAGAAGCUGUGAUUUGCCCCUGAGUCCCUCUAAGGGCCAGUGGGUGCAGGAUCCAGAGCCCCAGCUCCCACCCCAGAGGGGUCAUGGGCGAUGCCAGACCAAAGCAAGCAGGGCCCAGCACCUCCGCCCCGAGGUGCUGACCCCCUCCCCAUCAAAACUGCCAAGUGACUCACUGCCACCUCCCCCUGCCCCCCCAAGAGGGCUUUCUGUGAAAGCCUCAUGUCCGCAUUACGUCUUCGAGGCCAGGUGGGGCCUCUAGGCCCCAGGCUAAGAUGGACUGGGUGCCUCAGGAGGACGUCUUGGGUCAGGGCAGGGCCAGGUGGAGGGUCGCCAAGCACUCCCCCAAAAGCCGGGAGCUUGUAAAUGGGACCAGGGCAGAAGCCCCCAGACUCAGGAAGCCAGCAGAGUGGGCAGGGGCUGCAGUGGCUGUUGAUCAGGUGGCCGAAGAGGAUCCUAGCCCUGGAGCUGUUCCAGUGUCGCUCAGCACUGCCUGCGCCUCAGGGAGGGUAGGAGGACCACCCUGACCUGCAGCAGGCAGUCUGGACUGAGCCCCCCGCCCCGCCCCGCCACCAUCCUUCUCCUCGGUGGCUGCCUGGCUGCCCCUCAGGUGGGACCUUUCUCUUUGUAGGUCUGUCUGUGUCACUUUCUCCAUCUCAGUCCUGGGCCGGUUAUGAGAGGAGCAGGGGUAGAGGGGGUCACUCAGGGGCCAAUAAACUGCCUUGACUCCCCCUA